CGAAGAUCUGGCUGCCCUGUUGGCUACGUGUGGUCACAAUGGUGAAGAGCGUGCCGGGGAAGAAGAAAACAGGGCCCAAAGAGAAGCGGCCGCGGCAGACCUUCAUCGUCGAAUGCCAGCAGCCGGUGAGCGCACUGGACGGCAGUGAGGGGAGGGAGGGAGGGACAGUCAGAGGGGUAGAAAGCCAUGGGGGAAAGCCGCGUGUCGCGGGGAGGCCGAUAUCACGCUGUUGGUGCCUCCGAUAUGUGUGUGUCAGGUUGAGGACAACAUCUUGGACGCGGCAGGCCUUGAGCAGUUCUUCAAGAGCAAGAUCAAGGUGGACAACAAGACGGGCAACCUGGGUGAGAAGGUGAUUGUGACCCGGGAGAAGACGCGCGUCAACGUCAAUGUGGAGCUGCCGUUCUCGAAGCGGUACCUCAAGUACCUGACCAAGAAGUACCUCAAGAAGCAGCAGCUGCGGGACUUCCUGCACGUCAUCGCGCCAAUCAAGAACAAGUACGAGCUCAGGUACUUCAACAUCAACGCCGAGGACGCUGAUGAGGACUAGUCAGUGUGGCGGUGCACAUGAUGUAGUGUGGCUGACCCGCUGGCUCCGUGUGUGGGUGGGUUCGGUGUGUGAUUGGAUGAUGCGACACUUCCGUGUUUGUGCUCUCAAUGAUUGAUUCACUUUCACAUGGUCGGUCUGUUCGUUCGUUGGUCGGUUCGUUCGUCGGUCACUGAGGUCUUAGUGUCAUCUCUCUUCCGUGUCUGUCUGUCUGUCUGUCUGUAUGUCGUUCCAUCCGCCCAUCACUCAUUCAU
Messenger RNA from Vitrella brassicaformis, 798 nucleotides. The record is from the annotation of a GenBank genome assembly. NCBI's taxonomy places the organism in Eukaryota, Vitrellaceae.